Molecule: messenger RNA, 2541 nt
Organism: Tachyglossus aculeatus (Australian echidna)
Lineage: Eukaryota; Metazoa; Chordata; Mammalia; Monotremata; Tachyglossidae
Gene: CD34
Product: CD34 molecule
Exons: 8
Coding region: 31-1272 (413 amino acids)
Biological process (GO): cell-matrix adhesion
Cellular component (GO): membrane
Source: RefSeq, a predicted model, not a curated record
UCCAGCUGCGCUCCGGCUCCAGCCCCAAGGAUGCUGCCCAGGGCCGAGCGCAGCGGGCCUGGGCUCUGCUGGCUGGUCCUCGGGAUCCUCGGCGCCCUCCCACCUGCAAGUGUGGCCAAUCAAGCCAUAAGUGCCAAGACAACGACCACAACCAUUAACCUACCAAAUAUAACUACGAAAACAGAAACAGCAGGGUGGACGUCCAUUGCUUCUACCUCCGUGACAACAGAGAUGGCGAAGUCACUUACUUCAGGAAGCGUCAUCACCAUAACCCAGGAGGGAGGCACCAGCCUCCCAGCCACCCCCAGCACCGGCCCCUCAGCCACCCCCACCUCAGGAAAGGGAGAUAUAGUCAGUGCCACCAGCCAGACUCCGUCCCCCAGCACCUCUCCAGAACCGAGAAAUUCUUCUAUCUUAACUUACUCCAGUGGGUCACCCGAUGGAGUCACCACUUUGUCACCGAACAGCACUUUGAUAUCAGGAGGGACAACAACACACAAAGCGACGACUGGGGUGACACUGGAGCCCGUGUCCAAUGGCACCGAGCCGCAGCCGCCACCGGGAGCUCUGACCUCAAGCACCUUCUCUCCUACAACCAGCGUGAGAUCAUCUGGCCCUGGCCCAGUGGUGAAUAAGGGCCACAUCAACUGCGUGAAAAUCAAACAAGUGAAGGAAUCUCAAGGGAUUUGCCUGGAGCUGAACGAAACCUACAGUUGUGAGGACUUUAAAAAGGCCAUAGGCGUCAACCUGACCAAGAUAAUUUGCGAGAUGAAGUCAGGCAAGCCAUCUGGUGAGGCUCGUGACUGCCACCUGACUGUAGUCCACUCUGAAGUGAAGCCCCAGUGCAUGUUCUUGGUCCCAGCCAGCAGUGACCAACUUUCCAACAUUCUCCAAGUCAUGAAGAACCACACAUCUGACCUGGAAAAGAUUGGAAUCCGCUCCUUCAAAGAGGAAAGCCUCCACCACCACCAGAAUCAGUCCCGGAAGACGCUGAUUGCUGUGGUGAUCUCCGGCCUCCUGCUUGCCAUCCUGGGCACGGCCGGCUAUUUCCUCAUGAACCGAAAGAGCUGGAGCCCUGCAGGAGAGAGGCUGAACGAAGACCCCUAUGUCACUGAGAGUGGAAACCAGGGCUACAGCCCAGGCGGGGGGGCCUCCCCUGAGCCCCAGGACAAGCCGAGCCUGAACCGAGGGGUCCGGGAGAACGGCACGGGCCAGGCCUCAUCCAGCAACGGCCACUCGACGCGGCCACACGUGGCCGAUACUCCACUGUGACGGGGACGGGAGGGGGCCGGCCUUCCAGAGAGCCUCCAUCCUCCAUCCAGCCCCCCUGAUUCCUUAGUUAACCCUACCCCCUCCUGCCUCCUCCUCCCUUUCCCAUCUCCUCCUCCUCCCUGCCUCUGGCUGCUCCUCUCCGGUUGUCUGGAUCAUCCCCUGACCUGUGCCAUCCCAACUGGAACCACCUUCCCAGACACGUAGGCCUGCCUGGGACUCAUUGGGAGGUCAGGGGGGGAAGAACCCAAGUUGCCGGAGCUACUGGGAGUAUGGGGGUGGGGAUGGGGGUGGGGAGUGCCCCCCUGGACCCAACCCAGUCUCCUCUCACCUGCCCCAGCCCUCUCCCUGCCUCUGACCACUUUGGACCACUCCGCCUUCAGUGCUCGGUGUUCAGUCAUGCCCUCUUCCCUGCUCUCUGACUUUCGUGGACCAGGGCCAGUAAGAGUGAGCCCAGAGCUCAACUUCCCAGCCUCCCCACUCUUCCCUGCCCUCUCCUGCCCUUUUCUCUGCUUUCUUUGAUUUGAUUUUCAGGAACUUAAAUCUCCUCUUCCACUGUACAAUGUAGCCAGAACCCUUGCUCCUCUGGGCCACAUCUUUCCUCCUUCCCAGAGCAGUAAACCAGCUCCUCCUCCUCCAACUUUGGUUCUUCAGCCCCAGCCAGCUCUCCAAACAAAUCUCCUCCCUGGAGAGGUGAGGGCACUUGCAGAUCAUUCAGGGUGGGCUGGUUGCACUCUUCCUGCAUGUGUGUAUAUGUGGGUGCAGGUGUGCAUUUUCAUGCAUGUAUGUGCACUUAUGUGUGAAUAUGCAUUUGUGAGUGUACAUUCAUGAUUGGGCGCAUGAGUGUAAAUUGUGUAUGUCUGGGGGAAUUCAGUUUAGCUUCUAAGAUGCUCAAAACACCACUUGUGAGAGGGCAAGGGCUGGAGGCUCCAUCUUCUGUUCCUGCAUCUCCAUUCCAGUGCCAGGCUGCCCUCAAGGAGAAUUUACAAACCUUCUGAGGUCCAGGUCAUCCAGCCCAGUCUGCCCCAUCCUCAAACCCAGCUGCCCUGCCAGAAAGUCCCAGGGCUUCACCCAUCCACCGGUGCUCCUGCCCCCGGCUCUAGGGGCCUUCAGUGCCGAGGAGAGUCCCCUGACCAGUUAGAGCCCGGUUUCAGUGCCAGCAACCCUUGGAAACACAACUUUUCUGAAUAGGAGGAGUAUUUGAGUUUUUUUGUUGUUUUAUUUCUGAAAAUAUUUCUGUAAAUAUUGUAAUUAAAAUGACAGUAAAACAGG